Aedes albopictus (Asian tiger mosquito) is the source of this 1749-nucleotide messenger RNA. Its product is annotated as ninjurin-2-like. Lineage: Eukaryota; Metazoa; Arthropoda; Insecta; Diptera; Culicidae. The transcript is spliced from 3 exons. The record is from RefSeq and is a predicted model, not a curated record. Gene Ontology annotation, biological process: cell adhesion; tissue regeneration. Gene Ontology annotation, cellular component: membrane. Bases 411 to 824 code for a protein of 137 amino acids.
GCACCUUUUUGUUUUACGGCCAACGGUUGCUAGUCAACCGUUAAGGAUUCAAGCUCGUGUGCUUAGUGUAGCGAGCGUGCCUCAUCAGGACAUUAGUCUAUCUGCUCUAGAAGGCUCCGCAUUGGAACCGAUCGAUUUCUCGCGACAUGUUUGACUCAUAGCCUAAUGGAAAAAUAUUCCUUGCAGGACUACCUUAGAAACUGCAAGGAUAGAACAAAGAAAGUGCGUACAGUAUAAAAAGCGUUUCGUUGAUCUGGGCGGGGAAGUAGUUGCAUUGCAGACUCCAAGAUCCGCGAUACUUGUCUCACAUUCCCGGUCGUGUGAAGUGCGUGAGAAGAGGUAUCCCGAUCAACCCAACAAUUGCGCUAUUUCUGUGGAAUAUUCUCAACCAGUGGUCAACGAUAGUGGAAAUGGCUUCGAUUCUGCCAGCAGCAAUCACCGGUGGCGAAAGCGACCGUGUGCUCAAGUCGAUGGACGCCAACCGGUAUGCAACGAAGAAGACGAUCGCCCAGGGAAUGCUCGACAUUGCCCUGCUGACGGCCAACGCUUCGCAGCUCAAGUACAUCCUACAGGUUGGCGAAAAGCACGAAUUCUACACCCUAAUGCUCACCCUGAUUAGUAUCUCCAUCAUUCUGCAGAUUACGAUGGGUGUCCUGAACCUUUCGCUCAGUUUGCUGCGUGACUGUCGAUUGCAUCUUCCGGAGUACCAUCAGUCGGCCAACGUGAUAAAUUAUAUAGUAACCGGAGCUGCCUUUAUGGUUACCAUGCUGAAUCUGAUGAUAUCGGCCUUCGAUCCGAUGGUUUUGAAAUACGUGCUCGAUUAGAUAGCAUUUGACGUCGGGGACUGGGGAGUUUGGAGAAAUUCGGUGGUACUGUGAUUAUUGCUUUUGCUGCUUGCGUCAAGAAAGCUAUGUCAGAUGUUUGCAGAAGUUUUACAAAAUCACGUCCGAAUACUGGGCACGAGAGUUUGAUUAUGACUAUACUUCAGUUUGCCAAAAGCUAUCUAGAGACCUAUUUAAAUCUAUGGACAGAGCAAUACGUAAACUUAUUUUUGGACGAUAACCUCCAAACAACUAGAGUAGGACUUGAACUAUUGGAGUCAUUGCAGAAUUCAGGCCGAAAUGACCGAAAAAAAUCUUUAACUAAUCAUGAAGAGCACAGUUUCCAUAAGUAUUUAUGAACGAAAAUCUAGCGAGUAAUUAGAACUCCUGUUUGUAACUCCGACAAACUUUCUAGUGAAGAAAACCUCUUCAAGUUAAUGAGAAACAAAUUUUCAUGAAUGUAAACGAUAUUUCGUUGUUGCUUAAUUCGUCUGUGAUACUCAGAUGUGGUUGCGAUUCAUUUAAUCUAACGCUCGGUGCUUGACGUAGGAAAAGAGAAUGCAAUUUACCGCGAAAGAAUUUGCUUGGUUUGAGGAGAAGCAUGUACGCUUCUGAAUGUGUGUAGAAAUGAGAGUGAUGGAAAUGCAAUAAUUGAGUGAGUGUUUCCCACGCUUGCUUUUAGGAAUUGAAUCUGAUACCAUAGUAGCUACAACUAGUAGGUAACGACAUUUGUCUGGGCACACCACCAGAUUCUUUCAGAAUUGAUUUAAGGUAUUUUCCGUGGCAAACGUCCAAAAGUACCCUGGGAAUUCCGGUUGAUUUUUUCAGCAAUUGUCGAAAAAGCUUCGCUACAGAAUCCACGUAUAGUCAUGUCUAAAAAAUCCACUAAUUUUAAAACCAAGAUUAUCUCAACUUUUCUUUUCCAUUU